AUGCAGGCUGCAAAUAAAGCCGUAGUUCAAGUUAGCAGAGGCACUAGUGUGAUCCUGCUCCUUGUCUACAUUCUCUAUUUGUUGUUCCAACUGAAAUCCCACGCAUACAUCUACGAGAGCACGCCACAGCAUAAAAUCGACGAAGAGUCUCAUCCAGGUGUCCUGGCAGAAAUACUAAAUUCCAGCAGCUCAUCAGAAUCCUCUUCGUCGGACGACAAUGACUCGGAUAGUAGCUCAGGGUCACAAACUACUGCGAAGCGCAUCCGAAAGGCCAUUCGGAAAAGAAGACACCGCAAGUCAAGCGCAGGCUCGAAGGACUCGCAGAUUUCACCUUCAGCCCAGGAAUCGGACCGAGUAUCAUUCCCUUCUCGCCAAACAGUCCCUCUGUCCUUGCUUAAACAUUCUUCCUUAUCAUCAAAAAAGUCGCUCAGUCCUAAAGCGUUUUGCGGUGAGGAUGAAGCCAAUCAAGAAGAAACCGGGGGGCGUUUCGGGCGUCAUCCGGGUGUGACAACGCAUGACUUCGAAAGUGGACCAUCACCAGAAGCUUCACAUGAAACCGGGAAAAGGCAACGAGAAAAGAAUCUCAGAAUAUCGAGAAGAGAUAGGAAGGAAUGUGGACUACGAGCACCAGCAGAGCUCCAAUCUCAGCAUAGCGAGCUUUCCGGUCGCCGUGUUGAGUUUACAAGUCCUUCUAACGCUGAACAGUCACCAAAAAGGCCGUUUACACUCCGAGGGAUUUCGCGCGAAAGACUCUCAAUACCACGAUUCAUUCCUACCCUGCAAUUCGGUUCAAAUAACAUUGGCGAAACGCAACAGCGACCAUCAAUCAGCCGUAAUGGAAAUCAACCCAUUUUGCGUCGGACAACUUCCCUACCUGACCGGCUGUACAAUUCCUCUCACUACACGCCCACUAUUCCUUCUGUGCAACCUCUACCGCACCUAAUGCCCAUAAUUUUACCUCAAGAGUCAGACACAGAUUCAGAAACGGACAAGAAGCAGCAUAUUUCUCGAACAGCCUCAAUCAUACUUCUCUUGGUCUCUACAGGCCUUGUUGCGGUGUGUGCCGAGUUUCUUGUGGAGAGUAUUGAUUAUCUUGUCAAAAACACCGGCAUCAGUCAAGCCUUCAUCGGUUUGAUUAUUCUUCCUAUUGUCGGCAAUGCGGCUGAACACGUCACUGCAGUGUCCAUGGCCAGUAAAAACAAGAUGGAUUUGGCUAUUGGCGUGGCCCUCGGCAGCAGUAUUCAAAUUGCCAUUUUUGUGACGCCAAUCAUUGUUUUGCUAGGUUGGUGUCUGCACACCGAUAUGUCGCUAUAUUUCAGUCUUUUCGAGACAGUUUCACUUUUUGCAUCAGCGUUUAUUGCCAACUACCUUAUGCUAGAUGGCAGGACAAACUACCUUGAAGGCGCACUUCUGAUCUCUGCAUAUGUGAUCAUUGCUGUUGCAGCCUUUUUCUAUCCCUCUUGCUCGAACUUGAGUGAUGCGGAUCCAAAGCUCUGCUAA
Messenger RNA from Uncinocarpus reesii 1704, 1500 nucleotides. RefSeq lists its product as uncharacterized. The transcript is spliced from 2 exons. Gene Ontology annotation, biological process: calcium ion transmembrane transport; intracellular calcium ion homeostasis. Gene Ontology annotation, cellular component: fungal-type vacuole membrane. Bases 1 to 1500 code for a protein of 499 amino acids. The record is from RefSeq and is a predicted model, not a curated record. Gene Ontology annotation, molecular function: calcium:proton antiporter activity. Lineage: Eukaryota; Fungi; Ascomycota; Eurotiomycetes; Onygenales; Onygenaceae.